Dimorphilus gyrociliatus is the source of this 268-nucleotide messenger RNA. Lineage: Eukaryota; Metazoa; Annelida; Polychaeta; Dinophilidae. The record is from the annotation of a GenBank genome assembly.
CAUGGUAGCAACUACUUAUGAAAUGUCUAUACAAGAUUCAAGAGAUGAAAAGGUGUACGUUGAAGGAAUUUUAAAAGGAAAGAUGUUGAUGGAAGAUAAUUGGUUGAUUGUGAAAUAUGAAAUAUAUACAACUCAGCAAAAUAAUCUCCUGUGUGAGAAAAUGGGCUACGAAUCCAUUCAUUCAGUAGCCUUGCCCUGUAAAUUGGACACUCUACAAUCGGAAGCCAUUGAAAUAUCACUAAAAACCGGAAGUUGUUGUAAUUUGUAA